AUGAAUAUCGUACCACAAGGUAACUUUAAAUCUCAAGUCUCCACGGAUCAAGACGGAAGUGUUCUUUCUUCUGCGGUGCCCUCCUUGCCAGACGCAUUACGCCAGCAAGAAGGCGGUGCAGUACCUCUUUCCACACAAUUGAAUGACAGACACCCAUUAGAGUUGACAUUGAAGCACUGGGAAACCACACAGCGCCAAAGACAAAUGGAACAGUAUCGACAAAUAUUUGGCAUUGCCGAACCCAUGAAAAGGACAAUGGAAAUGGAAAUUGUUAAUCGUACCGACUUCAACCCUCUUUCAACAAGCGGUAGCAUACACCGUGAUAUACUACUGAACAAAGAGUGCAGCAUGGAUUGGGAGGACGUCUACCCUGGCACCGGCCUACAAGCCAGCACUAUGGUGGGCGAUGACGUUCACAGCAAAAUCGAAAAGCAAUUGGGCAUUUAA
Molecule: messenger RNA, 447 nt
Organism: Saccharomyces paradoxus
Lineage: Eukaryota; Fungi; Ascomycota; Saccharomycetes; Saccharomycetales; Saccharomycetaceae
Gene: UMP1
Product: Ump1p
Exons: 1
Coding region: 1-447 (148 amino acids)
Biological process (GO): proteasome assembly
Cellular component (GO): nucleus; cytoplasm
Source: RefSeq, a predicted model, not a curated record